Pieris napi is the source of this 2819-nucleotide messenger RNA. RefSeq names its product proline-rich extensin-like protein EPR1. The record is from RefSeq and is a predicted model, not a curated record. The transcript has 2 exons. Bases 114 to 2435 code for a protein of 773 amino acids. Lineage: Eukaryota; Metazoa; Arthropoda; Insecta; Lepidoptera; Pieridae.
AACGAUAAGGCUAUAUAUGAUAGAGGGGAGAUGUUUCGCGGCAAAACGUUUUGCGUCGCGUUGUUUAGUACACGCGUGUGCCGUGUCAUGCAGUGAGUGGACUUGUACUGAACAUGAGGCUGUCACUGCACAUCGCGGUGGUGGUACUGUCACUGUACCACACCUGCAAGGCCGAUAGGCUUGUCCGUGCUAUACCGAACCCUAGCCAGAACUAUGCAGUGCUUGGGGAACCGAUCGAUGCAAAUUUAGAUGAAGAUGGCUACUUUUAUCCAAAGCCGAAGAUACCGUUUCCGCCACCGACAAGACCUCCUACACCACCUUCAAAACCACCACCAGUGAACCCAGAACCAGACGGAUAUUUUUAUGAAAGGCCGCGUUUACCAUUCCCACCCCCUCCACAGCCGCCGAGGAUUCCUUCACCACCACCACCACCACAACCACCGAGAACCCCUCCACCUCCACCUCCACAACCUCCAAGAACACCGGCAAUACCCCAACCACCACCUUUUCCUCCAUAUAAUAUAUGUAACACAUGUGUAAUACCACAACCCCCACCGCAGCCUCCACGGUUUCCACCAUAUCAGCCACCAAGGAUUCCUGAACCAUCCAAUAAUGGGUAUAAAUACAAUACGCCACGGAUUCCAUUUCCAGUAUCAACAACAACAGCAAAACCUGUAACCUAUACUCCUCCUCCACCUUCAACAUAUCUACCACCUACAAGACCUCCACCUCCCCCAACUACUAGGCCUCCACCACCUCCCCCUCCCCCAACCACUAGGCCACCUCCACCUCCUCCUCCACCUACUACAAGAGCCCCUCCUCUCACAAGACCGCCUUUACCUCCAUCACCCAAAACUCAAACAACUGGUUAUAAUUAUCCUAAACCAACAGUUCCAUUUACAUUCCCUACAAAAGCACCACCUACACGUCCUCCUCCACCACCAACGGCACCAACUUAUUUACCCCCCACACAGAGGCCACCACCACCCAGUCCACCGUCAACAUACCUACCCCCUACCAGACCUCCGCCUCCUCCUUCUCCUCCUCCUACGAGACCUCCUCCACCACCCACAACCAGACCUCCACCACCUCCAACAACAAGACCACCUCCACCUCCCCCACCUCCAACAACCAGACCGCCACUACCUCCUCCGACUAGACCUCCUCCUUCACCUUCACCAAAAACACAAACAACUGGUUAUAAUUAUCCAAAACCAACAAUACCUUUUACGUUCCCACCACCCACUAGGCCUCCACCACCACCAACGGCACCAACUUAUUUACCCCCCACACAGAGGCCACCACCACCUAGUCCACCAUCAACGUACUUACCCCCUACCAGACGUCCACCUCCUCCUUCUCCUCCUACUACGAGACCUCCGCUACCUCCCAUAACCAGACCCCCACCACCUCCAACAACCAGACCACCUCCACCUCCCCCACCUCCAACAACCAGACCGCCACUACCUCCUCCGACUAGACCUCCUCCUUCACCUUCACCAAAAACACAAACAACUGGUUAUAAUUAUCCAAAACCAACAAUACCUUUUACGUUCCCACCACCCACUAGGCCUCCACCACCACCGAGCCCACCAUCAACAUACUUACCACCGACAAGACCGCCACCUCUACCUACCCGACCGCCAACGAGAGCGACUCCACAACCUACUCGUCGGCCUCCACCACCAAGUCCUCCAUCAACAUACUUGCCACCGACUAGACCACCACCACCACCACCUCCUCCAACGACAAGGCGACCUCCUCCCCCACCACCGACAAGACAACCCCCUCCCCCAAUAACAAGGCCCCCCCCACCACUAACACCUAAGGCUCAAACCACUGGUUAUGCUUAUCCCCGACCAACCAUUCCCUUCACAUUCUCUACCAGAGCACCGCCCACACGACCUCCGCCUCCACCUCGUCCACCAACUUAUUUACCUCCCACUCAACGCCCUCCACCACCUAGUCCACCGUCCACUUAUUUACCUCCUACUACUAGACCUCCUCCACCUCCUAAGACUACCAGAACGCCGCCACCACCACCACCGCCACCAACUACAACACCCAGACCAGUUACAUACUUACCUCCGAGUCCUUCAACAUAUUUACCACCGCCUAGACCAACCCUACCCCCAACAAGGCGACCUCCCCAACCAUCGCCUCCUCCGACAAGACCCACAUUUAGGACUACGGGCUACGAGUAUCCAAAUCCCAAAGUUCCCUUUACAUUACCCACCCAACCAACGUACUUGCCACCAUCGCGCCCUACGAGACCUCCUCUACCUCCCUCUCCACCACCAACAAGACCUCCUCCUCCCCCUACAAGGCAACCAUACUUCCCGGUAACCACAAAGGCACCCUUCACCACCAGACCACCAUAUGUUCCCGAUGAAGGUUAUUACUACGAUCGACCGAGAGUACCAUUUGUAUUCUAAACUAGCAAAUAAUUAAUUAUUAAGAUGCCAUAAUAAUUGUGAUACCAAAAUAUUACUAUCGCGACCGAUGUAUUAUAAUAGAUAAUUUCAUAUAUAUUUAAUUAAGGCUGAAAGGUAAACGCUAUUUAUUAUAUAUAACAAAUACGAAAAAAAAAAUUUUCCUUCAUUAUCUAUGUUCUCUUUAUCUAAUACUUAUACUAUGAUCAUUCAAAAUCCUAGUGAUACUAGAAUUUGUGAAUGUUUUCAGUAUUUUUUUUAUAUAUUGUACACUACUAUGUUAAUUAAUUUUAAUGAUUUUAAUACUCAAAGGGAAAUUUCUAAACACUGCCAACUAAUUAUUACUUUAAGAUUGUAAAAAUAUUUUUAAUAAAAACUGAAAUUUGA